GAAAUUUUUUUGUAGGAUGGCGGAUGGUGAUGGACCUUGGUAUGACGGAUUAAUCGAUGAGUGGGAUAAGGAGCAUCGUGCUCGUGCCAUUGAAAAUGGACAGGUUGUAGUUGCUAUGCGCAUGAGGGGUCAUUCCGCUGAUGACUUUGAUUACGACCCGCGGUAUGAGCCUUACAUUCGGAGAUUGGGUCUUCUCCCAUUCGUGUUGCAGUUUAAGCGACGCGCUCCGCCGGUGAACCACGCGGCGCUGACCGCACUUGUGGAUCGUUGGAGGCCGGAGACUCACUCCUUCCACCUUCCAUGUGGGGAGAUGACGAUGACCCUACAGGACAUGGCUAUAUAA
Molecule: messenger RNA, 343 nt
Organism: Triticum dicoccoides
Lineage: Eukaryota; Viridiplantae; Streptophyta; Magnoliopsida; Poales; Poaceae
Product: protein MAIN-LIKE 2-like
Exons: 2
Coding region: 17-343 (108 amino acids)
Biological process (GO): meristem maintenance; meristem development
Source: RefSeq, a predicted model, not a curated record